Messenger RNA from Girardinichthys multiradiatus, 9000 nucleotides. It is a transcript of the gene rnf217, whose product is annotated as ring finger protein 217. NCBI's taxonomy places the organism in Eukaryota, Metazoa, Chordata, Actinopteri, Cyprinodontiformes, Goodeidae. The transcript is spliced from 7 exons. Gene Ontology annotation, biological process: positive regulation of proteasomal ubiquitin-dependent protein catabolic process; protein polyubiquitination; ubiquitin-dependent protein catabolic process. Gene Ontology annotation, molecular function: zinc ion binding; ubiquitin protein ligase activity; ubiquitin conjugating enzyme binding. Bases 1105 to 2847 code for a protein of 580 amino acids. Gene Ontology annotation, cellular component: cytoplasm; ubiquitin ligase complex. The record is from RefSeq and is a predicted model, not a curated record.
CAACCAAAUGAGAGGUGCUUGUCAAAUCCAUUCAUUGGACAUUGAAUGUCUCACAAAUCAAUGGUUUUGUUCUGUGCUGAGCAGUGUGAAGCACAACAUAUAGUUUAGUGGAGUUUGUGCAGCGCUCAUAGUUAAAAUCUGUUUAAUUUGAUCCCAGUGCAUUAUGACAUAUACUUCUGCUGCCAAUAGGCACAGGAUAUCGCAUACAGCACAUGCUGCUUUUAGUCUGAAAGCCUCAGGAGAUGGUCAGGCAAUCAACAAGUGUAGAAAAACAAAUGACACCAGGAAAUGACACCAUUGCAAAGAGUCACAUACUCUGUCCUUACUCAGUAACAAAUUCUACAUUUUACACCCUUCAUCUCAAUCUAUGUGCAAUUUGGGGGAAUAUUAAAUUUGAUUUUCCACAAAAUGUGCUUCACUUUUUCACAUUUGGACCUACAUAAAAAGUGUUUUUAAAUUCACCAACAUAUGUGGUAAGAUGAGUUAAGGCCCAAAGCAGUCCAAAGUUCUAAAAAGCUUAAUAAAAUGAAAACACAAAGAAAGAAAGAAAGAAUACAAGGAAGGAAGGAACGAAGGAAGGGGGCUACUGACAAGAAAUGUAGGAAAGGCACAAGGAGAGAAAGAGAAAGUAAGGCCACAAGGAAGGAAGGACACGGGGCAGAAAAAAGAAAAGAGAGGAUCUAAUGGAAGAAAACAGAGGUGGAAGUAAAGAAGAAAGGGCUUAAGAGAGGAAGGGCACAAGGAAGCAAGGGCAGAGAGGAUUAUAUGAGGACGAAAAUAAUGAAGGGCAGAAAAAUGAAAGAGAGGAUGGAGGAAGAACAGAACAACUUUUGCAGAUUGUAUUAUAUUUCGUAUAUUUCUCUUAUUUUUAGCUUUAUUAUUAUCUGUUUCAUCUGUAAAGACGACUCUCCAUUGCUUUAGUAGCAGAGCAUCUCUUCACUCCACCACUAGGUUUCCCAUCGGCCUAUCACUGCUCUCCUCGGUGCUUACGACAACACCGGGAAGCAGCGAGCUGUUCGCUUUGUUUUGUUUUGGUAGUAGGAGUUGGAGGAGCAGAGGAAGGCCGACAGACAGAGGUCCUCCUGGGGCAGACCCGCUCGCUAAAUGGGGAGAGCUAAAUCGGGGAUGGAAGAUGAAAAACCGAUAGCUGACGCUUGCAAGAUGCCGAGCUUUAUGAGCAAUUUCGAAGAGGGAAGGAAGAAAUUGUCCCGCAACCAGCCGACAGGAACUUCCAUCACGGACGAUAAAGUUAAGCUGCCGGUUGGGGACCUGAACCGACCUGUCAUCCGGUCAAACUCCCGGUUAUCCCUCGACGGGGUCGACGGGAGGGCGUGGACGAGGAGCGGCGACGGAGAGAGAGAUGCAGAGGGCAACAACAACAACAACUGCAACAGCGGAGGAGUCGGAGCAGCAGGGAGGAGGAGGAGGGCGAGCGCUGUGGAGGUACUAAGGAGGAAUUUUGGGGAUUCCAAGUCGCCCUCUCACCGUUUAAGUACAAAACGUCGGAUGCAGAGCGGAGGGGAACAUGGAGCGGGUAGAGAAAGUGGUGGGAACGACUGUAAGGACGUACAUGGAGCACAAUGUGGUGAGUGUCAAAAGUCGGACGUGGUGACGGGAGGAGAAGGUGAUGAAAACGAGCCACCCCUAAGCGAGUUGAAGACUUCAGACGUUGCAGGAGUGAAAUAUUUAACGGUUGGAGAGAAGUGCCAUCUUAAAGCUGAGGAUGACAACAACACUGUGACGUUAGGUGAGUCGUUUAGUGCUAAAGAGCACGUCUAUUGUACGGUUUACUGCAUUGCCAACGACACUCAUCGGACAGACGCUAAAAUCACGGACGGCCACGAUGACGCUGUUACAUCCGAAGGAACAGAAACAAACUUGGAGACGGUAAAGGUGGGGGAUCUGGGCACCGAACCGGAGCUGGAUACGCUGGGUGACAUGUUGGACCCGUACUGGGACUACCACUUUAAAAGAUCGCUGGUCGUUGCGGAGAAUGGGAUAGAGUGUUGUUGGGUGUGCCUGGAGGAGAAAACCAUCGCAUCCCUGCCCUGCUGCGGGAAGGCCGUGUGUGACGAGUGUCUGAAACUCUACGUCAGCACCCAGGUGAGGAUGGGCAAAGUUCUCAUCGGCUGUCCAAUCCUGGAGUGUACCGGCACCCUGGAGGAGGGAUUAAUUAUUUCCCAAUUGAGCAAUGAAGAGGUGGCAAAGUACCAGUACUUUUUGGAGCUUAGUCAGCUGGACUCUAGCACAAAGCCCUGUCCCCAGUGCAGCCACUUCACCUCUCUGAAGGCAAACGGUACAGACCGCUCCGAGCACAAGUACAAGAUCCAGUGCAGCAACUGCCAGUUUGUCUGGUGCUUUAAAUGCCACGCGCCCUGGCAUGAUGGACUCAAGUGUCGCGACUACAGGAAAGGGGACAAGCUGCUACGAACCUGGGCGAGUGUCAUCGAGCACGGACAGAGAAACGCCCAGAAGUGUCCACAGUGCAAGAUCCACAUUCAGCGAACAGAGGGCUGCGAUCACAUGACCUGUGCACAGUGUAACACUAACUUCUGUUACCGCUGUGGAGAACGUUACCGUCAACUCAGAUUUUUUGGGGACCACACUUCCAACCUCAGUGUGUUUGGCUGCAAGUAUCGUUACCUCCCUGAUAAGCCACACCUCAGAAGACUAAUCAGAGGCUCUGUCUGUGCCACUAAAGUGCUGAUAGCUCCGCUGGUCCUCCUGCUGGUGAUGGUGCUCGGAGCUCUCGCUGUGGUGAUAGGUUUGUUUGUUUUCCCCGUCUACUACUUCUGUAAGAGGAGGAAGAAGCAGCAGCAAACCCGGGGCUCCGGACGGUGGAUCUAACCCCUUCUUGCUAUACCUAGCCGAAUAAAGGCGACACCCACAUCUCCUCAGGGACGGACGCGGCAGCCUGAGACACGAGAUAACUCUGGGGCAGGAGGAGACGUCACAAAACAAGCAGUAGUUUCUCGGAGCAGAGUGAGGCCUUGAUAAUUGCACAUCGACACAUCGAGUUUAUUUAUAGUGCAUGGGACUGCUGUUGAAGUAUGAAGGCUGGAUAAUGUCGAAGCAGAAUAGCUACCCAAAUCUAUUUGGACUAAAUUCAAGUGAAGAUGAAUCAGAUUAUAGCACAUACUCUGAAUGUUUGUUUUUAUCAUUUUUCUUUUGCCUCAAAUUUCAUGAAGUAAUUUAAACCCAAAGAUGCAGUUCUGAUAACAUUUCGCAACGAGCUAGAUGGUCACUGUUAAAAAAGGGCUUUAGAAGUGUUAGAUAAACAAAUAUGCCAUACACUCUUCAUAGGGAUGAAUGCCAUAUUAAUUCUGAGCUUUCGAAAACACUUUUCCUAUUUGUAGCAUUCACCCAGCCUCUGGCAUGUUACUGACUGAAUAUUUCCCAUUUUUUUCAUGCCAGGAGAAUAUUUGUUUGGUUUCCUGACAUGAGUUUGCCUUGGAAGCAUAAGCCAAAUGUCUUGUAAACAAUAUUAUGAUCAGACGAGGCAAAGAUUGAGUCAUCUGGUCCCAACUAUAAGAAGUUUCUUUGAGAGAGUCAAGAUGAAGCUGUUAAACCUAUGACCACUGUACCAGCUGUUGAGCAUGAUGGUGGCAGCAUCAUGCCAUGGGGCUGUUUUGCUGCCAUUGGUACUGCUGCAUUGCACAGUGUGGAUCAGAAAAUCCACAGCUAGAUGGUUGAUAUUUGGACGCAGUUGAGUGUUCCUAUGGGACCAUUAUCCUAAACAUAAGCCAAACAGGAUGCCAAUAUUAAGCUUCUGGGAAGUCCCUAUGGAAUAUAGGUGCACUAAUAAAAGAAUGGUUUAUUAAACGCCCCAAAAUUAAUAAGACGUUCACGACAGUGAUGAUUGUAUGUAAAUUUCUAUCCAGAGCUGUUAGAGAGCAACAGAAUGAAAGGAGCCAUGAUAGACAUUUUAAUCUCAGUGGGUUUCCUCAUCUUUCACUGGUGGAAAGUUGGAUCUUGUCAGAAAUGGAAAGUUUCCGUUGCAGUUUGAAUCUCAAUCUCAAGAUGCUGUAAAAGGAGGUCUGGUGGGACAUGAGACAGACGUGAACCUUAAAUUCUUGGUAGAAGGUCUGAAAAUUGUGUGUGCCCCCAAUGCUAAAAAUUGACAACACAGGUUGAGCCCUAAUGAAACACUGAAAGCGACAGCCCCUCCACUUGUUUUGUGUUCUGGCUCCCUGUGUACAUUUCCACCCCUGUUUUUGGCUCUGCUACCAGACAUCAUCCCUGCUCUGCCUGCUUACCGUGUCAUCAAAAACAAAACAGGCAGCUGUGCCAAAACAAAAUGCUGAAUAUGGUGCAACAUACAACUGAUCUGGCCGCUUUGUUGUUUUGUCUUUUAGGAUUUCAUAUGUUUGGUGCUGUUGCUUUAAAACUGUGCCCUGCACUAGUAUUCAUACCCCAAGAUUUUUUACAUUUAGUCAUGUUACAAACACAAAGAAAAGGAAAAUGAUGCGUGGUUAGAAUUAGUGUGGAAUGCGUUUAAAUUCGGCCCCAGUGAGUUAAAACAUUGUAAAACCACCACAAUCGGAUUGGAUGGAGAACAUCUGUGAACAUCAGUUUGAAAGUGUUGCCACAGGUAUGCAUGAAUGUGCUUUAAAGCCCAACAUUAUAGCUCUGGCUAAAUAUUUAGACUCUAAAAGGGUUUCUUCCAGGAUUCCUCUGUAUGUAGCUCCAUCCAUCUGAUGACCUAUCAGCUUCCUUGUCCCUGAUAAAGAAAAUCAUCCCCACAGCAUGAUGCUGCCACCGCUACAGUUGAUUGUAGGGAUGUUGUGUUCAGUGUUAGUUUUCCAUCAAACGUAUUUUGUACAUAGGCCAAACAUUUUCUUUUUUUAUAUCUCAUCUUAUUAGAGAAUUUUCUUAUACAUGUUUAGUGUGUUCACCCUACAUGGCUUGUGGGGAAUCCUCUUGCCAGUCUUUCAUAAAGGCCAGAUUUGUGGAGAGCACAACUAAUAGUUGUCCUGUUGACAUGUUUUCCCACCUGAGCUGUAGAUCUCUGCAGCUUCUCAAGAGUUACCACAGGCCUCUUGGCUGCUUUUCUUAUAAAUCUCCUUUUCUAGCCUGUCAGUUUAGGUGGAUGGCUGUGUGUUGGUUUGCAGCAGUUCCAUACUCUUUCUAUUGUCAGAUAAUGGAUUCAAUGAUGUUGAAAUAUUGUUCUGCUUUAAAGUUCUACUGAGCCUUAUCUCUGAGCAUAAUGCUAUGUUCUGUGCUCAGGGCGACUCAGUUUUGUAAUUAAAUGGCUUGGUGGCACUGGAUUUUAUUUAUGUGGCAUCAUAUUGAAUGAGCUAAAGACAAAUGCAUGGCAGCCUUUUCAGAUUUUUACGCGUGGAGCAUUUUUGAGAUCCUUAUGUAUCCUUUUCUUUCUAACUCACAGUUAAUUGUUGCUUUGUGUUGGUCUGUCCCAUAAAAUCAGAAUAAAAUAGCUUGAAGUUUGUGGUUGUAACAUGACAAAAUGUGAAAAGGUUCAAGAGUUGUGAAGGCUUUGGGCAAGGCACAGUAUACCUGCUGGGGAGGCAAACUUAAGAUGUGGAUUUAGAGAAGAAGAAAAAGGGUUUAAAAAGUUUUACCUUUUCUAUUUCUCUUGUGUAGUCUGAGCAGUGCUUUACCAAUACGUUCAAUAGGGUUUUAUAUAAAUUUGUUAUUCUCAAGGUUAUUAGAUUUCAUAGUUUACAGGAAGUGGUGCAGAAGCACUGUUUCACUUUAUGAACCUGGAUCCAUUUUUUAACAUUGAGGCAAGAAUGAAAACCCCUGGGUCUCUACCAGGGAAUCAGUGAGUUUCAAAAGUGCUAAAGGUCAGCUGACUAUUAUUCAAUGUUUCUGCCAUUAGUUUUCAGGAAAGUCUAUAAAAAAGAAAGGCUAACUAUCCUUAUGCUUCCCAGCUUUAGGUAUACAAAAACAAAAUAUUUAGUGAGAGUCAUUCAAACCUUUCCUUAUAAUAAUCUCUCUUUGUUUUCUAGCUAGAGCUGCACGGUGGCGCAGUUGGCAACACUGUUGCCUUGCAACAAGAAGGUCCUGGGUUUGAAUCCCAGAUCUUUCCGCAUGGAGUUUACAUGUUCUCCUUGUGCAUGCGUGGGUACUCUCCAGGUACUCCGGCUUCCUUCCACAGUCCAAAACAUGACUGUUAGGUAAUUGGUCUCUUUAAAUUGCCCGUAGGGAUGGGUCUGUCCAUGUUUGUUUGUCUUGUGUGUCUCUCUGCUGCCCUGUGAUGGACUGGCGAGCUGUCCAGGAAUACCCUGCCUCUCACCCAAUGACCGCUGGAGAUAGGCACCAGCCCCGCCGCCCGUGACCCUGCAAGGACUUGUGGGUAUUGACAGGGGAUGAAUGGAUGGAUGAUUGUUGUCUUGCUCCAUCACAUGCAAUUUAUACAAAAAUGUCCACAGUGAAGCUGGAAAUCAUUGGAUGAGUUGUGUCAUUGCAUCUGUAAAUGUUGCCACACUGAACCUACACUGAAGGAUUUAUGACGUAAGCUUUAAAGAAGCAGGAUUUAUCUUCAUGCUUGUCAAAGAUUUGGCAGUGCAAAGCUUGUAGUUGAGCUUAAUCCCAGGGAUAUGACACAUUUUCCACAUCUGAGUGUUAAUAAGUGUCAAAUAAAGUUACAGAGUAAUAACAGCGUUCACAAAUACACUGACAUUAUAUCCUUGCACAUUGCUUUCUAUAGUUCCAAGCAGUCCAAAGUCUGGGUUAAAUCCUCUCUCAGGGAGUUUGUUUUGUUUUUACUGGACCCAGAGCCCGCCCUGUACAUUAGCUGUGCCAAAGAAAUUGCUGAACAGCACCAUGGAUUCUGAAUGCUUCCUGGUAGGCUUGCCAGCUGCUGCCUCGCUAAACAUAUUGAAUUCCAGGAAACAAAGUGCACUGCACCUUCAAAAGGAGAUCAGAAAUGUGUUUUAAUGUUGCCAACGCUGACUCUCUUUUCGAGCCUGACUCAGCUGGAUUCUGAACUCUUUUUUUGGGGGUCAGAGGGUUGAAAUUCAUGAUUGAAAAGCAGAAUAUUAAAACACGUGUGUUGGUAAGUCAGAGCUUGAAAACUGUAUUUCUAAGGUCAGAGGACAGCAAUUAAAUGCUUCACACUCAUUCUUAUGUAUUUCAUUAGUACUGAUCCGCUAGUUCUGCACUGUCAUUUUAACAACUGCUUUUUAUUUAUUAUAGACAUGUGCAUCUAAAACUGUUCUUAAUAUUAGAUAAGAAUUAUUGUCAUUUCUUUUAUGCAAUGUCAAUCCAUUUAUUUUAUUUUUUUCUGUGCCAUUUUACCAGAAGGUUGUCAUUUACUUUGCCUUGCAAAAUAUUCAAACAGCGUUUCUAUUGGGAAUACAUGUGAACACCAAUAAAAACUAACACAUGAUUUUGAGGUAUAAGAAAAGUAAAAGUGUGGCAUCCAUUUGUAUCCAGCUCUCCUGAGUUAUUACUUUGUAGGACCAUCUUUCUAUGGCGUUCCACAUAUAGACUGAAGGGUUUGUCCAUUCUUCUUUACCAGAUAGCUCAAGCUCAAUUGGAUUGAGUAGGUCCCUGCACCAUGAUGCUGUCACCACCAUGUUUAACCAGUGGAAUGGUUUGUUCAGGUUAAUAUGCAGUGCCAGUAUCAGAUAACAUCUAGCAUGAAGGCCAAACAAAGUAUAACAUUAUCAUCAGAACACCUUCCACAUGUUUGUUAUACCUUCUACAUGGCUUAAGGCAGUCUGCAAGAGGGACUUUCCUGUUGCCGCACAUGCAUAAAGGCCAGAGCAGGGCAUAGUUGCCCGGUUAGGUUAGGUUGCCAAGCUGUGGCUCUCUCCUUGACUGGCUUGUCAGUUGAGGUGGGUGUCUAUGGCAAUUGGGUUGAUUUAUGGGUAUCCGAGCAAAGGGGGCUUAAUUCAAAUGCACACCAUACUUCAUAUUUUAAAAUUGUUUUUGUUGAACAUCAUCUUACAUCCACAAUUAUGAACAACAGUGUCUUGCUCUUCAAGAAAAUCCAAAAUAUGAAAACAUUUAAUAGGUAUAAAGACUUUUGCAAGACUAGGUAUUUGGAUUUUCCCACCACUGAAAUUAUAUUUGUGCUAAUUUAACUUGUUGCCAGAAUAUUAACCUUAAAAUCAGCAAGAAAUUUGAGGAAGGAAAUCAACUUCCAGGACUGUGACUGAAUUUGAAUUUUAUGAUAAAGUUUUUAUGUGUUUGUAGUUGUUGAUGCAAUCACACUAUGUUAUAGCAGGGCUGUGGUAGUUGUCAGCUGGGAUAUGUGCAUACAAACACACACACACAAAUUUCCACCUUUUUAAGAAUACGUCUGUCAUUGAUUGGGUCAUCAUGGCUGUAAAUCAGAUUAUAAGGUUGUGUUUUAAAGAGUUGCAGAAUGUAUCACAUUCUGGCCUUAUUUUGUAUUAAUUACACCUCAUACAUCUUCAUCCUCAUUUAUUAUAAUAAUCACGCAUGACAACAUAAACUACUGAAACUACUGUUAAAUACAUUUGAAAUGUUGUAGCUGACUGCUCAGUAAACAAAGGCAACAAGUUUAGGUUUGACAUCCCGAAACCACAGUCCUGGGUGUAGGCCUGUAAAUUUGCACGUUUAACGGUCACUUUAUUUUGGGUCAUGCUUUUCCUUGCUUGGGAAAAAGUAAUAAUCUGUUGCACUUUGAGCCCCGCCUCAAACAUUAGAUCAUCUGUGAAGGAGGAAAUGUUGCAGAAAGAUGUGUCGCUUUCAGUUAAUUAAAUGUCUGCAUAUGGAAGUCCUGACUGCUAAACUUGCCAAAGGUGGAUUUACCAGUAACCUCAGGAUGGGAUUUCGCCUUCUGGACAUGCAAACCUGUUGUAACAUUAGCAGUGUGUUUAUCUGUAUACUUCACUUUUUUUCCAGGUAUCUCGUUUCAAAGAAAUAUUUAGAAAUGAGAUGGGUUUUUUUUCCAAAAUACUGCCACUGUCAGAAAUAUCUGGUGAUAUUAUUGUUGCUACCUUAGCAAAGGCACUAACACUCUUUUGUCUAAGAAUUUGAUGGAAAAUAAACAAAUGCCAAAAUGUG